GUAUAAUCAAGCCAGUUGUCUCUGAUUACAAGUUCCAACACCGCUGAGGCAAAUAGGUGCUCAUACGGUUGCCAGAGAAGCUGUCUAGUUUGCGGCUUGAGCCCAAACGUAACCCUUGAGUGCCAUACUGCGCCGAAGGUGCAGCAGCGAAAAACAUGGCCCAAGUUCACGUAUGCCACGCCGGAACCUGUCUGAACCGGGGCGCGGAAGGAGUGCUCACAGAAAUAGAGGAGCUGGCCAGCGCCGUCGGCGGCCAGUGCACCGUGCACGAGACGGGCUGCCUCGGCUACUGCAGCCAGGCGCCCAACGCCGUGGUUGUGAGGCGCGGGGAGCGCCCGAAGGUGCACACCCUCAUUCGGUCUCUGGAGGCCUCCGCCGACGUCGUCGCCGCCGCGACGGGCCUCCAGCCGAACCUGGAAGACGAUCAGAUCAAGCAGAAGCUGGCGGGCCUCCGCGCGGCGCGGGCGCGGGAGCGCGCGAAGGAGGUCUACCACUGGAACAGCGCCCUGAACGGCCUCGGCGCGGAGGCCGUCGGGAAGCCGCGGCUGCGCGAGGAGCUCGACUGGUUGAGGAGGCAGGUGGGCUCCGCCGACUCGACAGGGCAGAUGCCUGAGGCGAUUGCCGAGUACACCAAGUGGUCGCUAGAGUCCGUCGAGCCGGUGUCGCGGCACGCGGCCGUCUUCACCUACACGUCCAAGGACCGCAAGCGCGGCACGCCGCACCCGCGCGGGCGGGGCCGCGUGCCGCGGCCGAUCACGUGGCACACGACGCUCCUCGCCGAGGUCGGCGCGAACGACGAGGGCCCGCUGCCCUGGAUCGAAAGGGAUUACACGCCCAUCUCGUCAGCGCACCAGUGGGAGCAGGGCCGCGUCGAAAUUUUGAUCAAGAUUUAUGCUGAUGGCAAGGCGACGUCGUGGCUCUAUCGGACCAAGCCCGAGACGAUAUGGCUGUCGCGGCCCGUGCGGACGCUCGCGGUGCCGUCGUUGGUCCACGACGACGGGCCCUCCUUCCGGCCCGCCUCGGUCCUACUUUUGCUCGCCGGCACGGGCGUCGUCGCGCUCCCGCAGAUCCUGGCGCACCGCGACCCCUACGGCUCGCUCCGCAUCUCGACGCCGAAGCGCGACCAGCUCCGCGUGCCCAUCGACGUGCUGCUCUCUUGUAGGGAGGACGACGCCCCGAUGGCGCCGCGGUGCGCGGCGUGGUGUCGCGAGGAGGGCGACGCCGCGGGACUUCGGAAUUGUACUUUAUUACUGUCGCCGGCGGCGGAGGGCGACGUGCCGUUCCCGAAUGCUCCCGACGUCGACGUCGACGCGGCGGUCGCAGGAUUGGAGAACGCCUCUGUGGUCCGGGGGCGGCUCUCGGCCCAGAUUUUGAGUGAGGCGUAUCAAAAAAUGCCCCAGCCCUGCCGCGUCGUCGUCUCGGGACCCGGCGAAUACAACUCGGCGGUCCGCGAAAUGCUCAUGGACCUCGUGGACGACCUGGACUCGGUGACGGUGCUGUCCGCGUAGUCAGUCUUGUUGAUAUAAAUC
Molecule: messenger RNA, 1529 nt
Organism: Pelagomonas calceolata
Lineage: Eukaryota; Pelagophyceae; Pelagomonadales; Pelagomonadaceae
Source: the annotation of a GenBank genome assembly